AUGCUAAAAAUCACAGCUAAUUCUGCUAACAAAAGAUUGGCUUCUAGUUCCACGCAAAGGUUAAUGUCUUCUAGCUCAGCGUUGGCGCAACAGAAGUUUAGGAUCGAAACAGAUGCUUUUGGCGAAAUCAAGGUACCAGCUGACAAGUAUUGGGGAGCACAGACACAGCGCUCCUUCCAAAACUUCAAAAUUGGAGGUGCCCGUGAACGCAUGCCAGAACCCGUUAUCAAGGCUUUUGGUAUUUUGAAGAAAUCGGCUGCUAUUGUUAAUGAAUCAUUGGGGACUCUCGACCCAAAGAUUUCUAAACCAAUUCAAGAAGCUGCAGAUGAGGUGAUUCAGGGUAAGUUAAUGGAUCAUUUUCCGCUUGUUGUUUUCCAAACUGGCUCAGGUACGCAAAGUAAUAUGAAUGCUAACGAAGUCAUUUCGAACAGAGCAAUUGAGCUAAUCGGCGGUAAAAUGGGUUCCAAAACUAUUCAUCCUAACAACCACUGUAACCAAGCACAGUCAUCUAAUGACACUUUUCCAUCUGUGAUGCAUAUCGCUGCCGUUACAGAGAUCACUCACUCUUUGAUACCGGAAUUGACUGCAUUGAGGGAUUCUCUUGCAAAGAAAUCCGAGGAGUUCAAAGACAUCGUCAAGAUUGGUAGAACUCACUUGCAGGAUGCAACUCCUUUGACAUUAGGCCAGGAGUUCAGUGGAUACGUUCAACAGUUGACCAAUGGUCUGUACCGUGUAGAGCAAACCCUCUACCAUUUGAAAUUCUUGGCCCAAGGUGGUACCGCCGUGGGAACUGGGUUGAAUACCAAGGUGGGUUUCGCUGAGAAAAUCGCUGCUCAAGUCUCCAAGGAAACUGGUAUUGACUUCAGAACAGCACCAAACAAGUUCGAGGCUCUUGCGGCCCACGAUGCAGUGGUCGAAUGUUCCGGUGCUUUGAACACUUUAGCAUGUUCUCUUUUCAAGAUAGCCAAUGACAUCAGAUAUCUCGGCUCUGGUCCACGGUGUGGUUAUGGUGAAUUGUCUUUACCGGAAAACGAACCUGGGUCAUCCAUUAUGCCUGGUAAAGUCAAUCCCACGCAGAACGAAGCCAUGACCCAAGUUUGUGUCCAGGUGAUGGGCAACAAUGCAGCUAUAUCAUUUGCUGGCGCAUCCGGCCAGUUCGAGUUGAAUGUGUUCAAGCCAGUCAUGAUCUCGAAUUUGCUAAGCUCCAUUAGGCUAUUGUCCGAUGCGUGCUACUCCUUCAGAGUCCAUUGUGUGGACGGCAUUGAAGCCAACAAGGACAAGAUUAACAAGUUGCUACACGAGUCUCUGAUGUUGGUCACUGCUUUGAACCCUAAGAUCGGUUACGAUGCAGCCUCAAAAGUCGCUAAGAAUGCCCAUAAGAAAGGCAUUACUUUGAAAGAGUCUGCGUUAGAGUUGAAGGUGCUCACUGCAGAGGAGUUCGACCAAUGGGUAGUCCCCGAGAACAUGAUUGGUCCUAAGGAGUGA
This is a messenger RNA of Lachancea fermentati, 1485 nucleotides long. The record is from the annotation of a GenBank genome assembly. NCBI's taxonomy places the organism in Eukaryota, Fungi, Ascomycota, Saccharomycetes, Saccharomycetales, Saccharomycetaceae.